AUGGCUGAACCCCCGCGACAACUCCAUCUCACGGCCUUCAUGCGGCCAGUUUCCCUGCACCCAGGAGCAUGGCGCUAUCCCGGCUCCUACCCAGAUGCCAACUUCAAUUUCAAACAUAUUGCCAAGUUCGCCCAGAAACUCGAGGCUGCCAAGUUCGACGCCUUCUUCAUGGCUGAUCACUUGGCAGUGUUGAACAUGCCCGUUGAAGCCCUCAAGCGCAGCCACACAGUUACCUCUUUUGAGCCAUUCACUUUGCUUUCUGCCCUUUCGACCGUCACGGAGAAAAUUGGCCUCGCUGCUACAGCAAGUACAACGUACGAUGCCCCUUAUCAUGUUGCUAGACGCUUUGCCAGUCUGGACCACCUGAGCGGCGGACGAGCCGCGUGGAAUAUCGUCACCACUGGCAACCCGGAGACUAGUCAUAACUUUGGCUUCGAUGAGCAUUUAGCUCAUGGUGAUCGUUAUAAGCGAGCGCGCGAGUUCUACGAGGUUGUCACUGGACUAUGGGACAGUUUUGCCGAUGAUGCAUUCACCCGCGAUACAGAGACGGGAGAAUAUUUCGACCCGGCCAAGCUGCAUGCCUUGAAUCAUUCUGGCGAUGAGUUCAAAGUACGCGGCCCUUUGAAUAUCGCUCGACCGCCACAGGGCUGGCCUGUCAUCGUGCAAGCUGGACAGAGUGAGCCCGGGAAGCAACUUGCGGCUGAGACGGCGGAGGUUGUAUUUUGCAGCCCUAAAGACAUUGAUGGCGCGAAGGCCCUGUAUGCCGACAUUAAAGGGCGUGUCGAGAAAGCGGGGCGGAAGAGAGACCAGUUGAAGAUCCUACCUGCUGCAAUGAUCAUAGUCGGGGACAGCAAGCAGGAUGCACAGCAGAAGCGACUCAACUUGGAUAGCCUGGUACAUUACGACAGUGCCAUCGCUUCUUUGUCUAUCUCCCUUGGUGUUGAUGUGAGUGGGCUUGAUCCGGACAGUCUCCUGCCCGAUGAUUUGCCCGAGACCAACGCGAGUAAGACAAGCAGAGAGGGAGUUGAGAAGUUGGCAAAGGAGGAGGGUCUGACAAUUCGACAACUUGCCCAGCGAUACGGCGGAUAUGCUGGGUUGACAUUCCUCGGUUCGCCAAGUGAGAUUGCUGAAGAAAUGGAAGUCUGGCUGCGAGAGGAGGCCUCCGACGGAUUCACCUGCACAUUUCCAUUCUUGCCUCAGGGUCUGGAAGAGGUGACAGACAGGUUGAUUCCCGAGUUGCAGCGGAGAGGCCUCUUCCGAAACGACUAUACAGGCUCGACACUACGCGAGCACCUGGGCCUGGCGAAACCUGAGAAUCGUUUCUUCAGUGAGUCGGCCUGA
Messenger RNA from Penicillium olsonii, 1341 nucleotides. NCBI's taxonomy places the organism in Eukaryota, Fungi, Ascomycota, Eurotiomycetes, Eurotiales, Aspergillaceae. The record is from the annotation of a GenBank genome assembly.